AUGCCUCCCCGACUCCCCACGCCGUGCUCCGGCUCGGCCAUUGCGCACACCCUCCUCCGCCCCUUCUCAUCCUCCGCCUCCGCCGCUGCCCCCCGCGAAGGCCACCACACGACUCCGAGCGCCAACACCUACAACAACCGCCUCUCCAACCUCAACAACAACGGCCCUCCCCGGGGAGGUAGUGCACCAGCGCGCGGUGGAGAUGCUGCGAUGCGAAUGCUCGAGCGCCACAAGACUCGCUCGGCUACCUAUGUCCGCGAGAAGAUGGCCCAGAUGGAGUUCCUCAAGAGCCAGAAGAUGUCCAACGACUACCUCAAGCAGAUGCCCCGCCGAUGGCAGGCCGGUGACGUCUACUCGCCGCACGAUCUGAGUCCCAUCGAGAUGCAGAAGUGGCGCAAGAGGUCACUGCCCAACAGCGAUGUUGUGGACUCCCUGGGAAUCAACCCUCUGGACAUGUACAAGAACUUCUCGCUGAUCGAGCACUUCACCACCCCCUCCGGGAUGAUUAACCACUCUAAGUUGACCCGCCUCCGGCCUGUCAACCAGCGCAAGGUCGCCAAGAUGGUUCGCCGCGUCCAGGGCAUGGGCCUCUAUCCCACGGUGCACGCCCACCCCGAGAUGCUGCGCGACCAAUUCUUCUCGUCCCGUCAACGAUAA
Messenger RNA from Ilyonectria robusta, 657 nucleotides. Its product is annotated as ribosomal protein S18. Gene Ontology annotation, biological process: translation. The coding region runs from base 1 to 657 and encodes 218 amino acids. The record is from RefSeq and is a predicted model, not a curated record. The transcript is spliced from 2 exons. NCBI's taxonomy places the organism in Eukaryota, Fungi, Ascomycota, Sordariomycetes, Hypocreales, Nectriaceae. Gene Ontology annotation, cellular component: ribosome. Gene Ontology annotation, molecular function: structural constituent of ribosome.